This is a messenger RNA of Nylanderia fulva, 2435 nucleotides long. The record is from RefSeq and is a predicted model, not a curated record. Lineage: Eukaryota; Metazoa; Arthropoda; Insecta; Hymenoptera; Formicidae.
AUAUAUUUUAUAUUUAUUAAAUUAUAUUGAUAGUAGCUGAGCUCCUUUGCGCAGUACUUUUUGCAACAAUUAAGACUGAAUUAUAUAUAGAUUAGAUAUUGUCCAACCGAAGAUCAAUUUCUUGCUCGAAGUCGAAGCCGAAGCAGAAGCCGAAGCAGAAGCCGCAGCAGAGGGUGCGGCCAGACUAUAUAGAUACUAUUAUUAACUUUGCUGCAUGAACGAUGACAUCAUGCAAACGUAUAAGAAUGAUAAUUCCAAUGUGACCGUCAGUCGGUCGUCGAGUCUCGACGAGUUAAGUUGUAUCAGUAUACAAGUACGAGAGUUGAUUUAGGUGUUAUCAAAACACGUAAUACAUGUAUAAUAUAGUUUAAUAAAAUCAUUUCUUGUUUCAAUAUGAUAUAUGUAAUUGUUUUGACGGUGAUAGCAGCUACUCUCUAUCUUUAUUUCUUGAAGAAUUCGAAUUGUUUUAAAAAACAUGGCAUACCGUAUAAAACACCAUUUCCCAUGUUUGGAAAUAUGGGAUCAUCGAUCUUCGGUCUUGAAUCGUUUAUUGAUUUAAUCAAGAAAAUUUACAAUUUACAUCCUGAGGCUAAGUACGUCGGUAUGUUUGAUUUGGCCGGACCAAUUACAGUACUCCGUGAUCCAGAUCUUAUUAAAUCUAUCUUGUUAAAAAAUUUCGACUUAUUCCCGGAUCAUCGCACCAUGAUCGAGGAACAUCAAGAUCCGUUAUUCGGCAAAAAUCUUUUUGCCCUAAAAGGAGAAAGAUGGCGGCAAGUACGGCCUUUACUGAGUCCAGCUUUCACGUCCAGUAAGAUGAAAAGUAUGUUUAAAUUGAUGUCGGAUUAUGCCACCGAAUUUAGUAAUUACUUGACACAAAUGUCAGUAGAAAAAAGAAUAAUGGAUACAAAGGAUAUCUUUACGAGAUAUACAAAUGAUGUUAUAGCUACUUGCGCUUUUGGUAUCAGUGUCGAUUCUAUGAGAAAUCAGAAGAAUGAAUUUUAUCUUUCUGGCAAGGAAGGAACCACUUUCAAUAGUAUUACUUUUCUGAAAAUAUUUGUAUAUAGAAGCUUGCCUUGGCUGGCAAAAAUUUUUAAAUUGAGACUGUUGCGCCCACAGAUAGCAGAUUAUUUUCGAAAUCUUAUAGAAACCACCAUAAAAAUUAGGGACGAAAAGGGUAUCGUACGUCCGGACAUGCUGCAACUUAUGAUGGAUUCCAGAGGUACGGAGGACAAAGGACUGUCUGCAGAAGAUAUGUUAUGUCAAGCGUUAAUUUUUUUCUUUGGCGGCUUCGAAAGCACUUCGAAUUUAAUGUGUUUCGCUGCUCACGAAAUCGCGGUGAAUCAGGAAAUACAAAAAAAACUUCAACAUGAAAUCGAUCAGGUCUUGGAAGAAUCAAAUGGAGAAGCACCAUACGAAAUGGUUAAUAACAUGGAAUAUUUGGAUGCCGUAAUUAACGAAGCUCUCAGAAUGUAUCCGGUUACUCCAUUUACGGACAGAGUAUGCGUGAAGGAAUUUGAAUUGCCUCCGACAUUGCCAGGAAUAAAGCCCUUUACUAUAAAAAAAGGAGAAGCUGUAUGGAUACCGGUUUACGGACUUCAUCAUGAUCCACAAUAUUUUGAAGAGCCGGAAAAGUUCGAUCCCGAACGUUUUCUUGGCGAGCGAAAGAAAAAGAUUCUGAAUUCCGGAGCCUAUCUUCCAUUUGGACUUGGUCCCAGGAUGUGCAUUGGUAAUAGAUUCGCUUUAAUGGAGACAAAAGUUUUGCUAUUUCAUUUAUUGGCACGUUGCGAUUUGGAAGUUUGCGCAAAAACACAGAUACCGAUCAAGAUCGCUAAAAAAUUUAAUAUGCAACCCGAAGGUGGUUUCUGGCUGAAUGUGUCACCAAGGAAAACUAUUCAUCAUACUGUUGCUACUAAGGCUGUCAAUGAAACACGUUUAUAAAGUAAACAGAGAGGAAACAAUAAAAUCCGACGGAAAGAAUUUUUUGUGAUUUUAAAAUAAGAAGAUAUGUUUCCUCAGAUGACAUAUGCAAAUUCAUAUCUCAUAAACGUGAUAAUCUAGAUCCUGUUUUAUAGCCUUCAAUUUAAUUCCAAGGAGUCUUCUGGAGCUAGAGAAAUUCAAGCCUGAGAGAUUCGUGGAUGAAAACAGAAGAAAAAAGUGUAAUCUUAAUGAUUAUUAUUCAUAUAGAUUAGGCUAGAGAAUGCAUCGGCAACAAAUUUGCAUUGCUGGAGACAAAAGUUUUGCUCGAUUCAUCUGCUGAAUUGAGUACGUGCGAAGAUUUUGAUGGAGUUAAAACAAGAAUAAAGCAUAUAUUCUCUAUGCAAAUCGAAGGAGUUUUCAAGUAGACAAGUUGUAAAAUAAUUGAAGGGUAACAUUAUUUCAAAAACUAUUAUAUAAGUAUCUGAAAAUGAGAAAUGAAUAUAUUUUGUUUUUAUUAA